CCACCCAGAAUCAAACGGUCCUCUACGGCACGACGGGCAGCACGGCCGCGAGUCUCGACACCUGGGAUCAUCAUCGUCAUCAUCUCCACCCGUCGUCUUCGACACCUGCUCGCUCGGAGAGAGAACAGCGAUUCCGCUCCAGAGCGGAUCCCGCACGGUAGGCGUUUCUUCCGGAGCCCCCUACCACCCGCGACUCCGCCGCCGCCGCCGCUGCCGAGAACCCUCGCGAGACAGGUGGUAACUCCUAGACUCGGCGCUUUAACGAGAGUGCAACUGCAGUUGGCGGCCGACUGUGUACGGGGAACGCGGAGAGAGAGAGAGAGAGAGAGAGAGAGAGAGAGAAAGAGAGAGAGAGAGAGAGAGAGAGAGAGAGAGAGAGCGAGAGGAAGAGAGCGAGAGGAAGAGAGAGACGCUCGUUCUGAGUCGCGGCGCACUCUUUCGGGGAGACCCAGAAAGGAGAGAUGAGAAUCAUCGUUCUAGUCGUAUUCGUCAUGGUCAUCCUGGCGAGCGUCUCGGCGCAGAAUUUCAGGCAUUUCUUCCCGAGAUUCAAUUCUUACGUGCAGUCCGCCGCGAUAAUGAGGGAUCCAAGAUCGAACAGAGGUCCGGUAUUAUUCCCACCUGGGCCACCACCCAACUCGGCUGACAGCAGUGGCGUCGUCGUCGGCGCGAGCGGAUACGGAUUCGUGCCACCCAGCGCCCCAGGUUACAUCACUUACUUCUACUAUUAAACGUCGACGACCGCGAGACAGCAAAAAGACGAUGACGACAGAAAAAUGGAGGAAAAGAAAGGGGAGAAUGGAGGUCAAGGUUUCGGACGUCACGGCUCGUAAACUCUCAUCCGCCGAAAAUUGUAUUACGGCGGAUGUAUUACAAAUUAGCAUUACGUUAUCGGUGCACGGCAAUAACUGUUAUUCGAGCAGGAACGAGCCGUAAUGCGUGUCAAGUAGUUUUCGCAUACAAUCGGUUUGAACUGUGUGUGUGUGUGUAUGUGUGUGUGUGUGUGUGUGUGUGUGUGUAAUACAUUUAUCUUUCGCGGAUUUUACGAUGAGGCCUGGAUAAAGUUCACGAAAGUUCGAAGGAAACAACAAGAGGGAAUAUCAUCGAGGCGACGCACGUGUGAAUUAAAGAUCGCGAGGAUGCUCUUUGAAAGAUUCGUUCCUACAUAGCGUAGUAAAUUAAGCGUACAAAAUUAACACGAACGGCGAAAGCCGCAGCAGCGCAGAAACGAGAAACUCGUGUUUCCUUGUCUCCUCCUCGGGGAAAGACUACAACUAGUGUGUUUCGAAAGCAACCUGAUAUCAACGGAAUUAACGGCGGUAACUAAAUGCCGGCCGUAUUGAAAAUGAUAUUACGCCACUUAUCUGGAUAUCCAACGCUUCGAUAAUCUCGCGCAACGGCAUCAAGAACGUCCGUUAUCUGCGUAAUGGAGUCCACGAAAGUACAAGUCGUAUUUUAUGGUGCAUUACUACGGGUAUACUUGCGCCUUCGCGUGGUCUGGCGGCCACAACGCCAAGGUGUGUAUAAUUAGUAGCUGGUGGAAAGCCGCUCUCCGUGCGACACAGUGCGAUCCUAGAAGCUAACAAAAGCGACCGGAGACAUGAAUGGCGAUUCGCUCGGCGCUCGUGAUAUCCGCUUAUGAAACGCGAGACCGGCGGCGAGCAGGCGGGUCCGCGCGCUCCGUUAGACCCAUAAAAUAAUUAAACACGGGGGGGGGAGGGGGGAGGAGGGGGCGGUGCGCGUUUUACCGUCCGGUAAGUUAUUUAUUGCCGCCGCGACGGCGAUUUAAUUAGGUGUAGAUAGCCGUUUUAGGUGGGCGACAGUAUUUCCGCCCGUAGCGAUCCGAUUCAUGUUCGGGAGUGUUUACCACGGUGCCGCGUGUAUCUCGGCGCAGCUGAACAAAUUACGUAUAUACAGUACAGUUGCAUGUAAAUACACGGUAAAUUGCGAGUAAGAGGGUAGAUAGAUCGCGUGGAUCAAUAGAGAGAGAGAGAGGGAGGAGGGCACGGCCGUUGGAAGUGCCGCAACGCUUUCGUUUCCGUGCAAUUUGGUCAUGGUUCUUUAAACGCGGACAACGCUCUACGCAUCGGUAACGCUCUUAUCGCCCGGCUUCUCGGCUAAUCGAUUCCGCGAUCACACGCGUACUAGCGAAAAGUAUGGAAAUUCGCGGCUUCAUCGAUCCGUAGCUCGACAUCGAUCGUAGGCUCAACAGAUAGAAGAGAAAGAGAGUGAAAGAGAGAUUGACAAGAACGCAUUCACAUCCCGGAGGCGAUCUUAUCAUCAUUUUCGCACACGUGUCUAUGAUCUAUCUCUUAUCUAUGCUUAUGAAACAUGUAAAUAUCGCACAAUUUAUAAAAGCAAAAUAAAGCUGAUGCGUGCUCAUCAUCA
This is a messenger RNA of Harpegnathos saltator (Jerdon's jumping ant), 2385 nucleotides long. RefSeq names its product worker-enriched antennal transcript (gene Wat). The record is from RefSeq and is a predicted model, not a curated record. Bases 462 to 728 code for a protein of 88 amino acids. Lineage: Eukaryota; Metazoa; Arthropoda; Insecta; Hymenoptera; Formicidae. The transcript is spliced from 4 exons.